AUGGCGGAGUUGGCCCAAGUUUGUCUCGCUUGUGCCCGAGUGAAGUACUUUGACUCGCAGAGCUUUGCUGAUAUCAUCGCGGCAGUGAAGGUUCACUUGCGUAGCUACAUACAGCUGAAAGCCGAUGAUGUCGGAGGUGUGCUGAGUGGUUUGGCAGACGUCAAUGCCUAUGACAAGGAACUCUUUGAAUUGGCCGCCUCUGCUUUGAAUCGAACGGCGGGGCACUUGCAGCGGCCAGCUCGGAAGGUGAUUCUUGAUGCAUUCAAGAAGGUGAAGCAUCGCUCGGAGAACAGUUCUUUGCGAGAAAUGUCGGAGCAGGAGGCAAAAGCGCGGUAUGAAGAAAGAUGCUCAGAGGACGCACCUUUGGAUUUGGGCACUGAGGCAUUCUAUCCAUCACGAUCCACCGCCAUCGAAGCACGUGCCAGCCUUGGCCUUGGUGAGUUGGCAGCGAUGUCUGCAGGCGUCGACGCAGAUUGCGGCGACGCAGUUUGCGGUGACGGCGAUGUCGCAGCAGACGUCCGACAGAACUUUCGGCGCCUCCAGGGCUGGCGGAUCCGUGGUGUUCGAUGGGACCGAUAUGAUGCCACAGGCAUGUGUCGUCAGAAGAUCGACAUCUCGCUGCUGCUGCUGGUGCGAUGGGUGGCCGGGCCCUGGCGGCGGCACUGCGGCUUCUGUGUGAAGACUACAACUCUGCAGGGCUACCAGAUCUAUUGCCACUGGGACUUCACCACGGGGUGGGCGUGGGCGGAAUCGCUGACUGAGCGACAGACCUCGCGACCUCGUGACUGGUUGACUUUGCGACGAAGGCUUUGGUCUUGGCAGUCCACAUCCCCACGGGCGCGCUUUGUGGAGGUGAAGAGUGAACGUGACACCUUGGCCAGGAGGCGAUUACGGGACUGCCAUCGGGACAUUCUGAUCCGGGCUUCAAGUGCUUGUGAAUCUCAUUCAAUGUGGCUCAGCAGUGCUGACCGUUUUGAACAGGAAGUCUUUCAGAACAAGAUCCGGCAACGUCGAAAGCGAGCUGCCAGUGAGGGUAGCAGUGAGGGCUUUUGA
Messenger RNA from Durusdinium trenchii, 1053 nucleotides. NCBI's taxonomy places the organism in Eukaryota, Dinophyceae, Suessiales, Symbiodiniaceae. The record is from the annotation of a GenBank genome assembly.